AUGGAUGAAUUUUUAGCGCAUAAAAAAACAAGUGGUCGUCACUUGGAGCGUUUACCGCCAAUCGACGAUUUGGCAUUUGGUGGCCGAGAUUCAUUUUUGUCACCGGAUGAUCUCUCUGAUGGUGGUUCUUUUGCUGAUAGUCCACCUUCUUCGAUAUCAUCGGAGUCAAAUGAUUAUCGAUCAUCCAGUGAGUCAGAACAACGUCGAGAAUCUGUCAGUUCAUGUCCUAGCCGUAGCUCAGGGACAAAUCAGUUAGGUCGUAUUUACAGUCCUGGAUUACCGCUAUCGAUGAGUGAACGAGAACAAAUUGUUAACCUCUACAAGAGUGGCUGGAAAAUCUGUGAUAUAUCAAAACGCCUAUGUAUUACACACAGUUGUGUAUCGAAAAUUUUAAAUCGAUAUAGGACGACAGGAUCAGUAAAGCCAAAAGAUGCUAAAGAAGGUCGAACCGAAUCACCGUUAGUGACUGCCAUUCGAGAUUAUAGAAUGAGAUUGGGUAUGAGUCGGCAAGCGGAAAUUCGAGAACAGUUGAUCGCUGACGGCAUUUGCAGCCGAGAAAAUGCUCCGUCACGAUCAUCAAUUAAUCAGUAA
Messenger RNA from Loa loa (African eye worm), 591 nucleotides. RefSeq lists its product as hypothetical. Lineage: Eukaryota; Metazoa; Nematoda; Chromadorea; Rhabditida; Onchocercidae. Gene Ontology annotation, biological process: regulation of transcription by RNA polymerase II; anatomical structure development. The record is from RefSeq and is a predicted model, not a curated record. The transcript has 4 exons. Bases 1 to 591 code for a protein of 196 amino acids. Gene Ontology annotation, molecular function: RNA polymerase II cis-regulatory region sequence-specific DNA binding; DNA-binding transcription factor activity, RNA polymerase II-specific.